Salvelinus sp. IW2-2015 is the source of this 5588-nucleotide messenger RNA. The record is from RefSeq and is a predicted model, not a curated record. Lineage: Eukaryota; Metazoa; Chordata; Actinopteri; Salmoniformes; Salmonidae.
AUGGCAAGGACGGUUACCUCACGAGAGUUUGGCGACAGUAGGGGCAGAAUUCAGGAGAUGUCGCGGGAAGUGUUUAUCGACGCGGUGAGUAAAAGAAGUAAGGAGUCAGAGGCUGCCUUCCUAAACGUGUACAAGAGAUUCAUCGAUGUCCCAGACCGGUGGUCGGCCCUGGAGGCUGCCCAGCAGCUACAGCUGAAGGUCCAGAGGAUGCACGACAUCGAGACGGAGAACCAGAAGCUCCGCGAGACGCUGGAGGGCUACACCCAGGAGAUCGCUGAGGUCAAGAACCACGAGGUCACAAUUAAAGCACUUAAGGAGAAGAUAGAAGAGUAUGAAGAGACCCUGAAGAAGCAGGCCAAGGAGCUGGGCCAGGAGGAGAGGAGAGAGGAAGAGAAGGAGAAGAAAGAGGGAGAGGAGGGGCAGCUCCACAACAACCAUGCAGAGGAGGAGCGUCAACAACAGGAGAACCAGGAGUCUGCGGUGUCAAAGCUGGAGGAGGCAGACAGUAAGGCCCAGUCCCUACAGACAGCACUUGAAGCAACUCAGGCAGAGCUUUUGGACCUGAAGAGCAAGUAUGACGAAGAGUCAACAUCAAAGGCCAAUGAGAUUGAGGUGGUGAUGUCAGACCUGGAGAGAGCCAAUCAGAGAGCGGAUGUAGCGGAGAGGGAAGCAGAGGCUCUUCGGGAACAGCUGACGUCCGCCAACAAGUCUCUCCAGCUUGCCACACAGAUCCAGAAGGCCCCUGACAUGGAGCAAGCCUUGGAGGUUCUGUCACGCUCCAGUCUGGAGGUGGAGCUGAGCGCCAAGGAGCGGGAGGUACUGCACUUGGCUGAGGACGUGCAGAGACUGCAGGCCAGCCUGGCCAACGUCCGUGAGAACUCGGCCUCGCAAAUCAGCCAGCUGGAGCAGCAGCUCAGCACCAAGGAGAGCUCACUCAAGCAACUGGAGGAGAAACUGCAGGAGCAGGCAGACUACGAAGACAUCAAGAAAGAGCUCAGUUUCCGCAAGUCCGUAGAGUUCGGCUCUUCAAACUGCUCUUCAGCACAGGACUCUAAGAAGCCUCUGGAGUUGUUGUUGGAGAAGAGUCGAGGCCUGCAUUCUGAGAGCUCCUCCCUGCGCCUGAACAACAGUUUGAGAGAGCGAAAGGUCAAAGAGUCAUCAGAGGGACAACAGCGUCUUUGCAACACACCCAUGGGCACCAACUUGAAGGGCUCCCCUCCCCCUCCCUCCUCUCAGCUCCUCCUGCGCACUGGCUCAGGUGGUUCCUCCGACACCACCCCUGUCACUGGCAAUGGCACACACCACUUCUCGCCCACGAGUGGCGGGCUGGGUGGGCAGGACUUCUUCAGCCACACCUCUCUGGCGUCGGCGGGCACCGCUUUCCCCCUGGGGGGCAAGGUGGUGCUCAACUCCCUGCUGCAGCGCCAGCUCAUGCAGACCUUUUACUCCAAAGCCCUGCAGGACUCAGUGUCCGCCUCCGGCCAGGCCCUGCUCUUCUCCCCUUCCAACUACCCCACCCAUAACUCCCUUUCAGCCAGCCCCCUACCACCCCAUCAGUCUUUGCAGUCGCAAUCCCAGCACCCGUCAGCGUGCAGCCCGGAUGUCAACGGCCUAGCCCCCUCACCCAGCCAGUCAGAAGGGGCGGGGAGUGUCUCGGAAGGCGAAGACAUGGACACGUCUGAGAUAGCGCGUCAGGUCAAGGAGCAGCUGAUCAAGCACAACAUCGGGCAGAGGAUCUUUGGCCACUACGUGUUGGGGUUGUCUCAGGGCUCGGUCAGUGAGAUACUGGCCAGGCCCAAGCCCUGGAACAAGCUGACCAUCCGGGGCAAGGAGCCCUUCCACAAGAUGAGGCAGUUCCUGUCCGACGAGCAGAACAUUCUGGCACUGCGCAGCAUCCAGGGGAGGCAGAGAGAGAACCCAGGCCAGAACCUGAACAGAGUGUUUCAGGAGGUUCCGAAGCGAAGAACCGGCUCCGAAGGUAACAUCACCACGCGGAUCCGUACCUCGGAGAGUGGCUCAGAUGAGGCAUCAAGUCCAUCCUGGAACAGCCAAGAGAGAGCUGCAGUUCAGAAGGCUGGUGACAUUGGUGUGGUGAGUGGUAUCGGCUCAGGUGGAUCCUCCAGCUCAGACGAGACCAUCCGCUCCAUCCUAGAGCAGGCCAGGAGAGAGAUGGAGGCCCAGCAGGCCGCCCUGGAGCCCCCAUCUCAAGGGCAUUCCUCCAUGGGCCCCUCUGACCUGGCCCUGCUCUCUCCCAAACACCUGGGCGCUUCCACUCUCCCGGCCUCCUACUCACCCCUGGCCCUGUCCCUCAAGAAGCCCUCCAUCCCCCCAACCUCCUCUCCCUCGCCCUCCUCCCUCCUGGAUUUCCACUCUGCCAUGGUGAAGAAGGAGGCAGGAGAGGUGGUGGGAGAAGGCGGGGGAGGAGGAGGGUUGCUAAUGGAUGGUGGGACCAAGCAGGGGCGAGGCUCCUGGAGGGAUCAAUGGUGGAGCAGUAUGCACCCCGGGGGGCAGGGAGCCACGGCUAGCCUGAAUGACGAUGCGCGUAGUCAGGAGGACAGCAAGGAGAAGCCUCCCCGGCUGGCCGGCUCAUCCUCGGUGCUGGCACCCUCCUCCGUCUCCAUCUCCUCCUUGGACUACUGGAAGGACUGGCCCCGGGCCGAGUCCCCGUACUCCCAGGCCAGCUCUGAGCCUGGCGGGGGCACCAAAACCCAGGGGCCGAGCCGCGCCGACACACCCCAGAGCAGUCUCUCUCCCCUAAGCUUGGGGCCUCUGGGGUCCCUGUUGACCCCCGCAGCCAAACAAGCCAAGCCUGUGGUGGCGCCGCUCACUCCUGAGCAGUACGAGUUCUACAUGUACCAAGAGGUGGACACGGCCGAGCUCACGCAGCAGGUCAAAGACAAGCUGGCCAAGAACGGCAUCUGCCAGCGCAUCUUUGGAGAGAAGGUGCUGGGCCUGUCUCAGGGCAGUGUGAGCGACAUGCUGUCCAGGCCCAAGCCCUGGAGCAAGCUGACCCAGAAGGGCCGGGAGCCCUUCAUCCGCAUGCAGCUCUGGCUCAACGGAGAGCUGGGCCAGAAUGUCCUGCCCUUACAGGGCCAGCCACAAGAAAACACCCCAAAGACCUCAGCCAGCUGCAGCCCGGCCCCGGAGUCCCCCCUCAGCUCAGCCGAGGAGUCCGUGAAGAGCCUUGGGGAGCAGGGCGGAGGAGGAGGGGGAUGUGGAGGAGGAUCAUCCCAGGUCCCCCCCAGGGAGCCCAGCGAGCCCUCUGAGUCCCAGCCCGGCACGCCACUGCCCGUCCCCGGCCACUCAGGUCUCAGCAUCCAGGAGAUGGUGGCCAUGUCCCCAGAGCUGGACACCUAUGUCAUCACCAAGAAGGUCAAGGAGGUGCUGACCGACAACAACCUCGGUCAGCGUCUGUUUGGGGAAACCAUCCUGGGUCUGACUCAGGGCUCGGUGUCUGACCUGCUGGCGAGGCCCAAGCCCUGGCACAAGCUCAGCCUGAAGGGACGCGAGCCCUUCGUCCGCAUGCAGCUCUGGCUCCAGGACCCACGCAACGUGGAGAAACUCAUGGACAUGAAACGCAUGGAGAAGAAAGCGUACAUGAAGCGGCGCCACAGCUCUGUGAGCGAGAGCCAGACGGCGGACAGCGGGGGCCUGUCAGGGGGAGACUUCAGCCAGGGGGGCAGCCCCCAGCAUGGCCUCGGCCACCACCUGCACCAGCAGCAGCCUCCCCAGCAGCACCUGAAGAAGGCCCGUGUGGUGCUGGCCCCUGAGGAGAAGGAGGCUCUGAAGAGGGCCUACCAGCAGAAGCCCUACCCCUCGCCCAAGACUAUUGAGGAGCUGGCCUCACAGCUCAAUCUCAAAACCAGCACCGUCAUCAACUGGUUCCACAACUAUAGGUCUCGUAUCCGACGGGAGCUUUUCAUCGAGGAGAUCCAGCGAGGUGAGGGCGGCUCCCCGUCCACCAGGGCAGGCAAGGCCAGUGAGGGCGACAGCUGUGACGGUACUGAGUCAGAUGGCACAGUGGAGGGCACACGCCCCGGCCACGAGCACCACCCGGCCUCAGAAGGCGAGGGCGGGUCCGACCACAGAGACGAGGGCACCACGUCAGCCACCGGCAGCAACGCUGCAGGUACCAGCGGCCACCACAAGGGCGGCGCCCUGGACAGCCUGUUCAGCUUCCCCGAGAACACCCAUGUUUCCUCUGCGUCUGUGGCCACCACCACUGCUGCCCGCAACCCCCGCGACAGCAGCCUGCGCAAGAAGAAAGCCGCCAACCUCAAUAAUAUCAUCCACCGCCUGGAGAAGGCUGCUGGUAAAGACGAGCCCCACGAGUGGGAGUUCUGAUACGGUACCCCCUGCUGCUGGGGAGAGUGAGAGUUACUAUUUUUCUAGUGCCCUGACUGCACAGUUCCAAGGCCAAGACUGGAGCAGUGCUGCCAGAGAAGAACUGGCAUCUUUUACGAGUUUUCAUAUCAAAGAGGGUUCAUAGAUUUUUUUCACGAAGCGAAACAACAGCAACAACCUGGCUUUGUUUGGAGAUAAAGCACUUAACAGCCCUGCUGGCCACAGGGCCCUAACACCACCGGCCAAAGGUGCGAAAGAGACGAAAGACACACAAAGGAGCGUCACUCCACAGGAGGAAACUGUCACGAGAAGCAAUUAUGUAUUUUAUUUGUGUGUGUGUGUGUGUGUGUGUGUGUGUGUGUGUGUGUGUGUGUGUGUGUGUGUGUGUGUGUGUGUGUGUGUGUGUGUGUGUGUGUGUGUGUGUGUGUGUGUUUCCCUUUGAGAGAUUUAUUCACCACCUCAAAGUUUUUCUAACCUUGUUCGCUCAGUGACUUUUCACAUCUAGUAGACUAACUGUUACACUGUUUUCCCUUUUUUCUGUUUUCUAAGAGGUUCUUUCUCCUCAUAACUCCAUUGCAGUUCUUUGGCUAUCUGAUAGGAUCGUCAAACAAAAAAAGAGAAUGAAAAGCCAAGCAUUUAGAAAAUUAGUCUGCAGGAGAGGAGAACCCUUUCCCAAGCAAUGUUCCUGUCUGUGCCCCAAAAGUUGCCAUGUAAUGGCACUGGAACUCUUAAUAUGCUAUGGACUCUAUUGAGAAAAUAAUUAACAUUUUUAUCAAAUUAUUUUUCUCCGCUGAGAAAGAAAAAAAACUUUAUAGCAAUUUGGUUGCCACUAAGAGAUUGCACAGUCGGUCGACUUUAAACAAUGCUAUUUUAGAUUCCUAAAUAUUUGGGAAGGGUAAAAUCUAAAGUGAAAUACUCAUUAUCAGUUGAAAGGAACUUUGAAAAAAAAGUAUCACUUUAAUUCACAGUUUUUCAACGUACAACAUAAAAUGCAACGGUCAUGUCAGGAAAAAGGAAAAAUCUGAAAAACAUCUUGUGGUAGCUUACUUUGUGUUCUUUCUCGUGAGUGAUCUAGAAGCUCUUUGAUAAGUAGUGUACAUUUCUUUCAUAGCUUUAACUGACUUCCGGGGGACGCCAUUUUGGUGGCACCGGGAGCGUUUGUUUAAUACACUCCAUUUUAGGCCAAAAUCAGGUUUGAGAAAAAAAUAAAAUAAACAAAAAAGUUGUAUACAAGUUCAUGGAGA